Molecule: messenger RNA, 594 nt
Organism: Cicer arietinum (chickpea)
Lineage: Eukaryota; Viridiplantae; Streptophyta; Magnoliopsida; Fabales; Fabaceae
Source: RefSeq, a predicted model, not a curated record
ACGUCUCGUACUUCCACAACGAUGACAAUAUCAUUAUCCACUCUUUUUUUAAAUUGAUUAUUAUUAUUAUCCACUUAAAACCAUUUUUAUUCAUAUAAUUAUUGAAAAAGAAGAUAGAUAUACACAGAAAAAAUGUCCCACAUCUCUGUUUGUCGCUGCAACGGCUCGGUGGCACCACCGGUUUCUUUUAUUCAAGCUCCACUCAAAAGAAUUAUACAACUAAGACAGAGUACAGUCACAACCUCUGCUUCAAAAUUCGGAGGAUUUUCACUUAAUUCGAUAUUUAAAGGUUGUAAAAAUUGUGAAGGAAGAGGGGCCAUUCAAUGUCCAGGAUGCAAGGGAACAGGAAAGAAUAAAAAAGAUGGAAAUAUAUUUGAACGGUGGAAAUGCUUCGGCUGCCAAGGAUUUGGACUAGUCAGUUGCCCCAAUUGUGGAAAGGGAGGAUUGACCCCAGAACAAAGAGGAGAAAGAUAAGGAAGCUUCAGAACAACCAAGUUUUUUACGAGCAUAUGGAAAAAGUGUAAAAUUACAUGAACUUUGUGUAUAAUUGUCUCAAACAUGAAUUAUAUGAUAGUUUUUUACAUAUUGGUUGAA